AUGAGUACGACUAAAUCUCUUACAUCACAGCAAUCUCCACAGAAACCCUUUAAAAAAAUAAUGACAUGGAACAUUAGUAGGAAAAGUAAUAAAAAACAUCCUCAAUUGUAUACUUCUGAUAGUGCUCCAGAAGAUGAAUCAAAUUCAGGUGCACCUCCAGCAAGUCCUACUCCUAGUUUGAAGAGUCUUAAAUCAGGUGGAAGACCUUCAUUAUUUGCAACUUUUGCACGAAGAGAUUCUACAAAAAGUGAACGUUCUUCAAGGAGUCGUUCACCUACUAGUCCUAGACCAUCUUAUGAUUAUACGGAAGGAAUACAUACUCCUCCAAGUCCAACCCCGUCAAGAAAUUCCAUGAUUUUUGAACGUGAUAUUGAAAAUCAUAAGCAUCUCAGUGUUCAUGAAGCUAUUGAUCUUGCUAUCCCACCUGUUUUAGACGAUGCAGCUGAGGCUUUUGUAAAUGAAGAAAUACCUAUAUUCCUCACAGAAAGUAUAGACGACGAUGAUGGUGUAAUUCAAAAUGGAUCUCAAGUAGUGAGAGGAAAAAUUGUCACAUAA
Messenger RNA from Entrophospora candida, 555 nucleotides. The record is from the annotation of a GenBank genome assembly. NCBI's taxonomy places the organism in Eukaryota, Fungi, Glomeromycota, Glomeromycetes, Entrophosporales, Entrophosporaceae.